Castor canadensis (American beaver) is the source of this 273-nucleotide messenger RNA. It is a transcript of the gene C11H17orf67, whose product is annotated as chromosome 11 C17orf67 homolog. Lineage: Eukaryota; Metazoa; Chordata; Mammalia; Rodentia; Castoridae. The record is from RefSeq and is a predicted model, not a curated record.
AUGGAGAAAUUGUCUGUGCUGUUCCUCGCUCUCGCCCUGCUGCUGCUCUUCUCAGAGGCCUCUCCAAUUCUAAUGGAAAAGCAGGCCAAACAGCUCCUGAGGUCUCCGAGACAGGACAGGCCCAGCAAACCUGGGUUCCCUGACGAGCCUAUGCGGGAGUACAUGCACCACCUGCUGGCCCUGGAGCAUGGUGCUGAGGAGCAGUUCCUGGAGCACUGGUUGAACCCUCACUGCAAGCCCCACUGCGACAGGAACAUGGUCCACCCUGUGUAA